AUGUUCGUGCCGCUGCCCUACAGCCGCCCAGACGGCGCUGCGCUGCCGCCUGCUGCUGCCCUCAUGCCCGGGGCCUUUCCCCCCGUGGGGGGGGCCCCCCCGGGGGCCCCCAUGGGUCCAGUACCCUUAGUUCUGGCCCCAGGGUUUGCGCCGGGGGGCCCCCCGCUGCUCGAAAGAGAACCCAUAGAUGUUUGCAAACUCUUCGUGGGGGGCCUAAACCCUAGCACCACCGAGGCCGACCUCGAGGAGUACUUCAAGCAGUACGGAGCAGUGCGGAGCGCAGUGGUGAUGUUUGACAAGAAGCUGAACCGCAGCCGCUGCUUCGGCUUUGUGACUUUCAAUACAGAAAAGGAAACCCUCAGGGCUUACUGCAUGGGGCCCCACACCAUUGGCGGCAACGAGGUGGAGCUUCGCCGCGCUAUCCCCAGAACCACUUACUACCCAGGCCUGAGGGCCCCCGGCCUGGGGCCCCCCAGGGGGGGCCCCCCGGGGGCCCCCGGGGGCCCCUCUCCCCAGCGGGCUGAUGAGGGGGGCCCCCCUGGGGGGGGCCCCCCUGCUGCAGCAGGGGGCCCCCCAGCAGCAGAAGACCCUGAUGAGAAGGAAUGCAAAGUCUUCAUUGGGGGAAUUCCCCCCACCAUGACCACUGAGGACAUCCACGGCUUCUUCUCGCGGCGGUUUGGAAUGGUCAAGCGAGUGGACUUCUUCUAUGAUAAGGUGACUGGGCGCAUGAGGGGUUUUGGGUUUUUGGUUUUCGCUUUCCCUCAUUCGGCCAAAAUGGCUGUGGGCCAUCACCAGCUGGGAGAUGUUGUGGUGGAGGUUAAGAAGGCCGUGGACAAAGAGGAAAUGCGAAACCAGAAAGAGGCGGAGGCGGCCAGCGGCGGCGGCUCGAGCACCUCCAGCAAACCCCCGCCGCGGCGGCCCCCGCCUUCUGCGCAGGGGGGGGGAGUGAUGGUUCGUUCAAUGAGAGCAGCAGUUCCUGCUUUAGAUUUUGUUCCAUUAGAAAUGACUUUGCAUCCUGUUGCUGCUGCUGCAGCAGCAGCAGCAGCAGCAGGGCCCCCCCGGGGGCCCCUGCAGGACCCCUACUCCGUGUUUCCCCACGCCGCCGUUGCUGCGCCUGCUGCUGCUGUUGCUGCUGCUGCUCCUGCUGCAGCAGCAGUCGCCCCCAGCGCCUACGGAGCAGCUUAUUAUCCAGUGGGGGAGCCGCAGCAGCAGCUAAGUUAUGGGGGGGCCCCCGGGGGCAUGUUUGUGUCUCCAGGGUACAGCUAUGUUGUUGCGGGGGGCCCCCAGGACAUUUACGGCCACCAAGCAGCAGCAGCAGCAGCAGCAGAGCAGCAGCAAAUCACAGACCCCUAUGAUGUCCAGGGCGCCAUGAGGGCCAGAGCAGCCAAAAUGACCCAGAGGUCGCAGCCCUACUGA
Molecule: messenger RNA, 1416 nt
Organism: Eimeria tenella
Lineage: Eukaryota; Apicomplexa; Conoidasida; Eucoccidiorida; Eimeriidae
Product: RNA binding protein, putative
Exons: 7
Coding region: 1-1416 (471 amino acids)
Molecular function (GO): RNA binding
Source: RefSeq, a predicted model, not a curated record